This is a messenger RNA of Prorocentrum cordatum, 397 nucleotides long. The record is from the annotation of a GenBank genome assembly. NCBI's taxonomy places the organism in Eukaryota, Dinophyceae, Prorocentrales, Prorocentraceae.
AUGGCGCCGGCCGUGCCGCAGCGGCACGCCGCCCUGCUGGCCGGGGGCGCGGCGCUGGGGCUCUGGCAGGCCGGCGGUGCCUUUGCCCCGAUCCUCCCGGGCGCCACGGCGAGGUCGCCCGCGGAGGCCCGCGGCCUGCGCGGCGCGGCGGGCGCCGCCCCGGAGGGCCCCGCGCCCUCGGGCGCCGCCGCCGCCCUCGCCUGCGGCGCGGCCUCCGUGGCCCUGGCGGCCUCCGCCGCCCGCCGCUCCAAGCAGGUCGCCCCCGCCGCGCGCCGCGCCUUCGAGGGCGAGCUCGGGGUCCAGGCGCCCGUGGGCUACUGGGACCCCCUGGGCCUUGCGGCCGACGGCGACGUGGAGGACUUCGCGCGGCGGCGCGAGGCGGAGCUCAAGAACGGCG